Molecule: messenger RNA, 3853 nt
Organism: Spirodela intermedia
Lineage: Eukaryota; Viridiplantae; Streptophyta; Magnoliopsida; Alismatales; Araceae
Source: the annotation of a GenBank genome assembly
AUGGCGGCAAUGGGAGCAGCGGGCGCCGCAGGCUCGAUUGCUCCCAAGAUCCCUCGGCUCGUGAGGAGUCUCCCUCCCAGUAGCAGGCCCCAUCCACCUCCCGGAUUCCUCAAACGGCUUCCCUUCGCCGGUAAUUGCCGUCAUUGUUCUGGCGACGAUCGUAGGGGUGUUGGGGGUGCAGGAGUUGUACCUACCGCUGCCGCCACCGCUGCCGCUGCCGCUUCAAUGGUGUACGAGAGGGAGCUCGCAGUAGCGAAGAAGGCGGCGUCGCUCGCGGCGCGCCUCUGCAAGGUAAUGCGCAUGGCCUGUAACCCUAGGGCCUUCUGCAUCCCCGUGUCUUUCUUGUGGAUCCAUCAGAUUCUCUCGCAUCCACUUUGACCUUCAGUUGGAAGAAAACUCUCUCUUCAGUUGUAACCCUAGGGUACUGGGAGUUGAUUCAUCCAGGAUGGAAUACUCUCGCUCGUUGGGAUGCGAAGUAUAAGUGUUCCUUGAAUGUUUUUGAUUGCCACUUCAGUAUCUAUACGUGAAUCGAAAUAUUUUUCUUUCCGGAGAAUAGGUGGCAUGUUCCUAUGAUUCUCGGUGAAGCUCUCUGCUCCCUUGGAUGCGCACGUAUGGUUUUUAGAGUAGGCAUAGAUCCAGAACUUUCAAAUGACUAUAUGCAAAUGUGUCUGUCGAACCUGUUGAGCAUGUACGCUGGCAGUAUGCUGUGUGAUAUUAGUUUUAUUAGAAGCCCGUUCCUUGACUAGCAUUGUUAAAUCUCUUUAGCAGUGGCCGUAUGUUGGAGACAACUUACUGUUCCAUGCGAAUUUACUCCAUACGACUUUAGUUAUUCUUUAACCUAUUUUCAAAAUGAUAUUUCAUUUGGUGUCUCCUUGAGUUUGUGUUUUCUUGUUUCUAAUUUUGUUUUUUUUGUGAUAUUGCAAUUUGAUUAGAUUUUGAAAGUUAUUGAGAACUAUAUUUUCUUUAUCAUUUCAGUCUGUACAAAAGUCAAUACUACAGUCAGAUGUCCAAUCAAAAUCGGAUAAAAGCCCAGUCACUGUGGCAGACUAUGGUAUGAAAGUAAAUUCAAUUGAUGUAAUAUAUCUACAUCCUGUUGCAUAAUUCUGUUACAAGAUGAUCUCCGCUGACAAAAAAUGGAGUCCCAUCUUCUAACACUGUUGUAUUGUAUCAAUAUGGACGUUUGACAUAAUAAGGUACUUAAGAACUAUGCAUUCAUGAUGGUUUUCCACGGGUUUAGUUUUGCUGCCAAUUCCCUUCUAUUAGUAUGACAUAUAAAAGAAUAUUAUUCGAUUGGAGUCAAGUAGAAACUUUGCGAAGUCAUUUAUGGAGCAGGUAGAAACAUCUGAAGUACAUAAUUCAUUACAAAUAUAUCCUAUAACCAUGACCCCUCUAUUUCCUAUUGGAUUUUUGUUUCAUGAUUUUCAGGGUCACAGGCAGUGGUUAGCUUUGUUCUGGAAAAAGAGCUGUCUACCUCAUCGUUUUCUUUGGUGGCUGAGGAGGUGAAAACCCAACUGGUGUUUUCUUUAGUACUUAUUACAGUCUCUAUCAAAUAAUUUCUGCAGUCCCUGGCCACGUGAUUUAAAACUAUUUCUCUAGGAAUCAGGAGAUCUACGGAAAGAUGGUGCCCAAGAAACUCUGAACCGUAUCACUGAACUUGUGAAUGAUACUUUAUCUGCUGAUGGCACAUACAAAGUUUCUUUGACAGCAGACGAUAUAUUGGCUGCUAUUGAUAGAGGCAAGUCAGAAGGUGGCCCUUCUGGGCAACACUGGGUGUUGGAUCCCAUAGAUGGCACAAAAGGGUGAGUAUCAUAUCUUAUGAUUCUCCUAGUAUCUCAUCAAAGCAAGCUCUCCUUGUUCACAACUCCUCUUAGAUCAGAAACGAGAAUGUUUCAACUUUUUCAUGCCCAUCUGGCUCAUCCUUCAAAACAAAAUCGCCAACGAAAAGUAUGUGGACUGUUUUUCGAUGAAUCAAUUGCAUAUGGAUCAAGUCAAAAGACUCAUGAAUCGGAUCAAGGCUGGACUGAUCCACUGCCAAGUUCAUAUUGGAUCCUCUGCUUCUGCAACAGGAUGGGGAAUUGCCUUCAGGCUGUUCCAGAAGGGACUGCGUUAUGAGUGUGGGCUACCAUGCUGCCUGAUUCCAAUCUAUGUCAAUCAACCCCUUGACCAUGCCACGAAUCCAAUAAAAACCCCACUGAUGAUACCUGCUGUGAAACCUAAUGAACCAGAACCAUGUUUUUCUAUCAUAUUACAAGACUCCCACUUUUCAAUGAUUCCGAGGAAGAAUCAUAAAUCAUUAACUUACUUCUUGUUUUCAUUAAGCUUUAGUCUUCACGUGACAACAUCUGCGAUAGGUACUGUCGUCCUUUUUCUUAUAUGAGAUGGUACUGGCAGAGCUCUUUCAUACAGCGUAUCAUUUCAAUAUUCUUCUGUUCUUGUUCUUUAUAUCUUCAACUUCAAAGUCCCUGAAACAGGCUACGCACAUCUUCCUACUGUACAUUGAACUAGAGACACUGAUUGAUUUCAUAAUCCGAUCAUGGCGUAGGUUUUUGAGGGGAGAUCAGUAUGCAAUAGCCCUAGCUCUACUAGACGGAGGACAAGUCGUGCUUGGCGUCCUCGGUUGCCCAAACCUCCCUUUGGCAGCUCUUCACGAUCACAAGCAUUCCCCUCAGAGCCCAGUCGGCUGUCUUUUCUCUGCUAAGCUCGGCGCUGGGACUCACAUGGAGCUGCUAGAUGGUUCUUCACCAACGAAGGUAUCUGUCUCUAACAUAUAUGGAAAAAAGUAAAUGCCAUAUCUUUUGUACUUGAUUAUUAUCGAGAGAAUUGUAGAACACGGGGAUUAAUUAAUAUAAUGAAAUUCAUAGAAGAGUCCAAAUUGGUUAUGAAAUCUACACGAACUACUCCAAUCCAGGUGCAGGUCAGCGCUGUUGAGGACCCCGCGGAUGCAUCCUUCUUCGAGUCAUUCGAAGCUGCCCACUCCUCACAUGACCUGUCUAGCUCCAUAGCCAAGGUAUGGCGCUGUCUAGCUUCUUGUGUGGAAUUCUAUUUUCUAGGGCUGAUUCCGAUUCCUUCCACCUCCGCGCUGGGGAAUAGAGACUCGGAGUCCAAGCUCCCCCGGUCAGAAUCGACAGCCAAGCUAAGUAUGGGGCAUUGGCCAGGGGCGACGGGGCCAUCUAUCUGCGUUUUCCGCACAAAGGCUACCGUGAGAAGAUAUGGGACCAUGCGGCAGGGUCAAUAGUCGUCACUGGUGCGUUGACUCUUUCCUCCCCUUUUGGAUUCUUUCUUCUGUGGAAGUAUUAGAUUUCGCAGUCUUUCAUGUGUUGGAUGUAAUCAUCUGAUGGUGAUCAUCUUCGAUUAGAGUUUUAGGAGAAGAGGGCUCGAUCUCUGUCUUUCAGGUGUCGGAUUUGAUCAUCCGAUAUGGAUCAUCUUAGAGAGAGAGAGAGAGAAGGUGCUAUCUGGGGAAGUUUAGAUUGGAUUUCGCUGUCUUUCAUGCAUUGGACAUAAUCAUAUAAUCUUGCUCAUCUUCGAUUAGAGAUUUAGGAAAAGAGGGAUCGAUCUGUCUCUCAGAUUCUGGAUUUGAUCAUCAAAGAGAGAGAGAGAGAGAGAGAGAGAGAGAGAGAGAGAUGGGUUGAUUGGGGGGUUUGCUUAUACUGCUAAUGAGUUAUUAAAAUGGCGUUCUGCAGAGGCCGGAGGGGUGGUGGCUGAUGCAGCGGGGAAGCCGCUGGAUUUCUCCAAGGGCAAGUACCUGGACCUCGACACGGGCAUCGUCUCCACCAGUCAGAAGCUGAUGCCCGCUCUUCUAAGUGCCGUCCAGGCUUCCUUGAGAGAGACAUCCGAGUCCGUCGGACGGCUGUGA